AUGUCCUCGCUGAUCCGAUGCACCGAUGACCUCCUCCAUCAGAAGGCCGUGCAGUCGUCGCACUACGAGCGGCUGGAGCGUCAGCUGUUGGACGGAGAGCGGUGCCGCCGUGCUGCCGUCUUGGCGCUGCGGCAGCGAGUCGCAGAUGUGAAGCGGCGCGGCAAGGACGUUGUCGACCUACGCCGCGAGAACCACCAACUGGCGGAUCAACUCGCCCAGCACGCGCUUCAGCUUGCCGCGCUGCAGUGCCGCAACACCGAGUCGAAGAAGAGAGAGAGCGCUGCGAUGGAGCAACUCGAGGAUGGCAUACGAGGCUUUUCGGGCCAUCCAGCACGCAUUGUCCUUCUUGUGCAGGCCCUGCAGGCUCAGAGGCAGCUGCACUGCGCAGGGAGGCGCUUCUCGAAACAGCUCCAGAUGCUCUGGGGCUUACUGUGCGUGCGCAGGCGGGCGCUGAUUUUUGUGGCGCAUUCAACACGGGUGCUCAGCGCGCACGCCGCCUUGCAUGUGCGGCUGACGAGUGCGCUACGCGACCGCGUGACGCGGUGUUCGGAGAUGCGUGAGACGGCUGACCGCCGCACAGAAAUCGCAACAGCUGCGCGUGUGGACCGCGUCAUGUCAGACCAGCAGACGGCGGAGCGAAUGCUUCUCACUGUACGGGCUGAAGCGGGCCUUCUGAGCGUGUACGCUGAGGCUCUGGAUGGCGCUUGCGGAGCAGCCAAGGAGGAGGUUGCCGCCCUUUCAACCGAGAUCGACAAGUGUGAUGAGGGGUUGUCGGCGAUGCGUAGGACGCUGCAAGAGGAGGAGGCGGGGGUGGCCGAGGCGAAACGCUCUUUGGCAGCACAGAAGACAGCGCACGCGGAGGCGUCGACGUUGCACGAGAUGCAACUGGCGCGGGCUACAGAAGAGCUCUCCGCUGCGACAGCCGACGAGGAGGCAGCCAACUCACGCGGAGCGGAGCUGCAGCGCUCGGCGCAGGUCACUAAGCAGGACACUGAGCCUCUUGCGCGCCGAGUGUACGCCUUGGCAUUUCUCCUCCUUCUCUGCGAACAGGAACAGCUCCGGCUCUCACGGCAGUGUGCUGCGCAGGCGGAGGAGAAGGCGAAGGCCGAGCUGGAGCUUGCGCAACUGCGCACAUGGCAUGAAGAGCGGCUGGAGCGGCUGCGUGCUUCACGAGCAGCGGCAGCGAACCAUGCAGCCCGAGAUGCGCUGCUGUCGAAGGAGGCGCACGACCGCAAAGCCACGCUGGAUCUCGAGAGGGAUGAGUGGAGACUGCUGUACGCGCAGUUGGUGCGCGACGCCUGUCGUGCAAGAGCUCAGGCCUCUGCCGCUGCGGCCACCGCGCAAGUCGCCGAAAGGUCGCGACGUGCGUCGGUGGCUGGCGGAAGAGAGGAAGUGGAGCGAGUGCCGAGUGCGCGGCCUCCACGACGCAAGCGAGUGCGUGUGGAGGGGCAGUCAUACGUCACCGCAACGGCCGCGUCGCGUCGACAACGGGCUGCGCUGGAGGCGGUGGACGCUUUGAAUCUGACAUCGUCACAGCACAGCACCAUUGGCUACCGCACGACCACGUCCGCGUAUGGGGAGGCGGCAGCGGCAGAGUUGGCGGCACAGCGGCACAGAAGCGGCGCUGCACACUUGAUGGCCAACAUCCACGCAACACCACUGCCCCAAUCCACGGCCUCGUCUACCCUGCGCCCGUCGUACCGGCUUACUUCCGUGAAGCCUGCUGCAGUGGCAAAGAAGCCGACACGAGCGCCGCCAGCGGUUCCAGAGUUGCCGAACCCUGUGUCUGAUAAGAAACGAAAGGCUAAUGGAAGAGUCGCAGCUGCCGCUGGUGCUGUGCAGCACACUCCAACAACGGCAGCGGCGCACGCAUCGGCCAUUUCGCCAUUCACUUCCGCAGUGAGCGAAGAGUCCUCGCACUCGAGCUUCUCCUUGGUGAGGAACCGAAAGAGUGCUGCCGCCGAGGCCGACUCCGGGAGCGACAGCUCCGACGUCCGACUGUACUCUCCAUCCCCCUCCCCGCGAUGCCCGCCUGGAAGACACGCAGCUGCUGUUCCACUAAUUGCCGCUGCGCACCCUCUUCCCAGGCCUGUUCCUCGACAGGGAUGUGACGAGGCUGCCUUGGUAACCGCCCAGCACGUCUCUGGCAGCGCUUUGGCUUCUGCGCUGGCUGCCUGCACACCGCGCAGCACCGCCAUCGGAGGUAAUGGCAACCGCACAUCUUCCCAUCCUCCUCGUUUUCCGUCCCAUUUCACGGGGAACUUCGCGGCACUACCUGGCGUGCGCGGCGGGACGCGGCUGCCCCACAAGUCGAAGGCGGUGCGGUUACCAAUGCGCCGUGCGCCAUUUCUGGCGGCAGCUGCCGCGGACGUCGGUGAGGACCUCUUCGCGGACAUGUUCUUGUGA
Molecule: messenger RNA, 2406 nt
Organism: Leishmania mexicana MHOM/GT/2001/U1103
Lineage: Eukaryota; Euglenozoa; Kinetoplastea; Trypanosomatida; Trypanosomatidae
Exons: 1
Coding region: 1-2406 (801 amino acids)
Source: RefSeq, a predicted model, not a curated record